Phycodurus eques (leafy seadragon) is the source of this 3740-nucleotide messenger RNA. Its product is annotated as transmembrane protein 74-like. Bases 146 to 973 code for a protein of 275 amino acids. Lineage: Eukaryota; Metazoa; Chordata; Actinopteri; Syngnathiformes; Syngnathidae. The transcript is spliced from 2 exons. The record is from RefSeq and is a predicted model, not a curated record.
GAAAUCUGCCUUCCGUGGCGUGGAGUUCCCCGCUAUGGAGUGUUUCGGCGUGCGGCGGCCAAAGGGAUCCUGAAGAAACACGGAAUGCUGUGCAGCAUUACAGAAGAGGGAGGAAGACGGAACCAGCAGGCGGCGGCGAGACCGAAUGGCUUCUCCGGUGCUGCCUUCGACAAGGGACGGUGAUAAGACGCCACGUUCUCCCGCCGCCCUUGAACGCCUCGCCGCUGUGCUGCACGCCCGCAAACUGAGCGAAUCAACAGGAGGGGGGUCCCUCGGGGACGGCGGCGGCUGCCACCCGGCCCGGAGCUGCCGUGACCGGUGUCAUUCGGCUGCGAGGCGUGCGGAGGUCAAACUGCGUCCGUUCGGGGAGGAGAAAGUGCGCGUGUGCUGUGACGAGGAAUUGGAGACAUCUUUCACCUACAUAGAUGAGAACGUCAACCUGGCAAUCGGCAGCCCAGAGACGAGCUGUAAAAGUUCCCUCAGAGCGGCGCGCAACUGCGAGCCGUGCUCAGAGACGGUACCGGAUUUUUCUUUCAUGUCCGAGGAUGAUCUGUCCUUUGGGGAGGCCUCAGGUUCAUCGGUGGACUAUUGGUUCAUAAGCGCGGUCACAUUUUUGGUGACCGGCAUCUCCUUGGUGAUCAUCUCCUACACCGUGCCCCGGGAUGUGGUCGUGGACAGGGACAGUGUCUCGGCCAGGGAGAUGGAGAGACUGGAACUGGAGAGUGCUCGCGUUGGAGCUCACCUGGACCGGUGCGUCAUAGCAGGAUUGUGCUUGCUCACGCUGGGCGGGGUUGUGCUUUCCACUCUGCUCAUGAUCUCCAUGUGGAAAGGAGAGAUGUACAGAAGGAAAGUCAUUGCCUAUUCCAAACGUUCCGCCAAAAUGUACGGUUCCAUCAGCCUGAAAACUAAAUCCAGUCCCAGUCACUCCUCUGCGCACUUGUCCCUGGAGGAUAUAGUGGAAAGUUUGAACUAGCAAUGCACAGUAUUGGGCUUCACUCAAAUUGUCAUUGGACGUGCAAGUCUGCAAUAUUUUAGUUUAGGAUCUACACAAAUGGCAUCAUGAUAGCCUACUAAUCCUUUUCUAUACCACUUGUCUUUAUUGGGGUUGAGCUGGAGCCUGUCCCCGCUGAAUUUGGACAGGAGGCGGGGUCCACCCUAGACUGGUCAUCAGCCAAUCGCAGUCACUGCGUCAAAGUUUGUGCUAUCCCUUUACAUGUAAUUCCCAGAUUAUAAUACUCAGUCCUUUCUAUUUAUCCUUUACUAAUCGGCGACAAUGUAAAUGUCUCGAGAGAGGACAAGAAAACAGGUUUGCUUCACAAUGAUGUCUAUAUGGCAAUUCUGCAACUCCACACCAUAUUGUGUUUUGUGUGUGUGUGUGUGUGUGUGUGUAAAAUGCAUUCAGAAGUAUGAAAAAAUGCUAAUUCAAUUCUGUGUGAUGUAUACUGUGAGGUCCAAAAGCAUUUGGACAAUGGCAGAGUUCAGCAACAGGAAGUACUCUACAUAACACAGCGAUAGUUGCUAACUGGUAAAUGCCAUAUUUUUGCAAAGCCUACGUACUUUAAGAACAUCUUGUAUCCAUCCAUUGUCUAUACAGCUUGUCCUCAUAGGGUUGCAGGUGAGCUGAGGUACACCUUGGGCAUGUCGCCAGUCAGUCGCAGUGCACAUAUAGACAAAAAAAAAAAAACAUUCACGCUCACAUUCUCAACUAUGCACAAUUUCGAGUCUUCAAUUAACGAAACAUGCUAACAUAGCAUGUUUUUUGGAGUGUGGGAGGAAGCCAGAGUACCCAGGGAAAACCCAUGCAUGCACAGGGAGAAUAUGAAAACUCCACACAGGAAAGCCAGAGAUGAGAUUCGAACUGAGACCUCAGAACUGCAAGGCUGAUGUCCUUACCAUUAAACCUUUCAUAACCUCCUAAUAGUUUCAUUUCAAAUGCAUUGUUGUGGUGUGGAAAGAUAAAGUCAAAAACACUCUGCCAUUGUUCACAUACUUCUGAAGCUAACUGUAUAUCACAGCACUUUAAACACAAUUUAAAUAUCAAAUGGUAUUAGUUUAACACAGGUACGGCUCUGAUUGAAUUAAUGCCACAUCCCAUUUUCAUUCUGGCAAUUGUAGAGCAUCUUUAUGUUCCGUGAAAGAUGUUAUAUAAAUCUUAACUAUUAUUAUCAAGGGGUACAAAGGACUUGAUAGAAAGGUGCCGUUAUACCGAACUUGACUGCUUCUUUUGACGUGACCUUUACAACUAGGAAACCACCCGAGUCCGAGGUAGCUUUAUGGGUUAUAUUUCUGGAAAUUGCACCAUAAGAGAUAGACAUGCACUCCUAGUUUGCCCUUAUAACUGACAGGGGACAGAUUUUACAGUACAGCCAUGCUUCAAAAUAAACACUCCAUAGUAGACGAAUACAGUGGACCCCUGCUCACGGUUUGGCUCCCGGGGACUUAAGCCAUGCAAUGCAAACAUGGCUUAAGUAAAGGUAAUUGCAGCGUCAGUAUUACCACAUUUUUUUUCUUCAGUUGAAAGAAAGGAUGUGUCAAUUUGGAGAGAGGCAUUGAUUUCUUCAAGUGGAAGACCACACGGUGCCUAAUUGAGGCAAGGGGUCAAUUAGAGCAGAUGCUUCUCUUUGAGGAUACACAGUCAAUAACUUUGUAGUAUUACAUUGCUUAUAAGUGCAAAGUCCAAAGCUUACAAUAUUAGUGAAGAGCAUGCUAACAGCAACGUCACUGACACUGGAAUGCAUUUUGGUACACUGUAAAUCUUGGAGCACUUCUGUUUAUUAUUAAUGCUAUUUGUUCGUAAUGUGAAGGUUCUGAACCGCAAAAUCAUACACGGGCACAUUUCAAGAAGUAGCCGGAGUCCCCGGAGUGGAGGUGAGUCGGGCUUCUAAGAGGUCCACUCUGUGGGAUAGUCAGCUCAGUGGUGUGCAUGGUAAUAUCCAGUGGCAGUUCCUCUCUGGUGCAGUGCUGAGGUAAGCCAGUAAGCCCAGCUUUGUGCAUCUGAGCCAAAGCUCCAAGUCGCUUUGACUGAACUAAACAAUCUGACUGCAUUGGACAGCCCCGCCAUGCACGGCGCACGCUCCUCUGUUGUGUCUUAAUCAGCUCUUUUCCUUAUCUUUUCUUUCUGGAGAAUGCAUCAUUGCCUUCAGCCUUUUAUCACUGCAAAGCUGCAGCACAGUGUUUACACGGUCUAAUGUGUUGGAAUUGGGUCCUGGAUGAUGACAGCCAAAGCAUCAUUUGAUAGGUGAUUACCACUUUUCUCAGUGGAAUCUCUCUUUGUCUUCUCACUUGGACACACUAGAAUGGCAAUAUAAAUUGAACCAAAUUAAGGAAAUGCAGAGGAUAAGACUUUGCCUUGAAAGGUUCACCGAAAUUGUUUCUUAAAGAACACAAUCAGGUAAAAAAACAAAAAAAAAAAACUGACAGAAUGCAUUUUCUGUGUGAAAACAUACAAUUAUCUGAUAACAACACAAAUACCCCCCCCCCCCUCCCCCCACAUCACAAACAUGGCAUUCUCUCACGCACCCUCUCAUGUUUAGAUUCAUAUUUCAUGAGAAUAUUUUCCAGAAUUUUCAGAUGCAGGAGAAGAAUGGAGUUAAAUGGUCCCCAUAUUUUCUCUGUUUUACCUAUUGAUGCUGCUGCAAAUGGUGGCAUUCAUGCGUGCCAGCAGAAAAUAAAGAAUGCCACAAGAUGCCUCUGUUUGUGCGCGCGUGUGUGUGUGUAUGCCGUUUGGCUCAUAAAUCAUG